AUGGUAAGACAUGUAGUUCCAAAGCUGCAUGAACUCUUUAUGAAUGCUCUCAGAGAGCAUCAACUGAUUACGAUGGGUGCUUCAUCGUCGUCGUCCUCCGUGGCUGUGGAGAAUCUAUUCCCCGCUAUUAUCCAGUGUUUCUUCAUCAUCUUUGUUGGAUAUAUUUGUGGUCGGACUCGAAUAGUUUCCCCUACAGAAUCAAAAGGAAUAGGUCACUAUGUGUCCUACAUUGCUCUACCAUCUCUGCUGUUCAAAGCAAUGGUGGAGCUUGAUUUUUCAUCUGUUAACUGGAUUCUCUGGAUGAGUAUUCUAAUCUCCAAGUCUAUUGUUUUCAUCCUGGUGUUUGUGUUUACAACUAUGCUCGGACGUCCAGUGCAACUGGGCACGGCUGGAAUUUACUCCAUCUUUGCAACGCAAAGCAAUGAUUUUGCUUUGGGCUACCCGAUCAUAAAGGCAUUAUAUGCAAAAACACAUCCUGAGUUUGUAAACUACCUGUACUUAUUUGCUCCAAUUAGUUUAGCUAUUCUUAAUCCAAUUGGCUUUAUUUUUCUGGAAAUCCAACGAAGUCGAUCAAUGGACGCGGAAGAUCAGCAAGCUGCCUGGAAGGUUGCAUGGAAUGUAACAAAGAGAAGCAUUGCAAACCCAGUAUUGAUUGUCGUAUUUGUUGGGGUUAUAUUCAACUACAUAUUUCAAGGAGCUGUGCCGAUAUUUAUUAAAGAUAUCUUGAAAUUGCUUGGUGACUCGUUUAAUGCGACUGCUUUGUUUUAUUUGGGACUUGGUCUUGUUGGAACUUCACAUCGCCAAGCUAAAUUUGUUCUGGUGGUGCCUGCAAUAUUGAUUGCUGCUAAAUCUAUUUUUCUGCCUUUGUUGACUCGUGCUAUUAUUAGUGGUAUGAAUGCAGGAGAUACUGCUAAUGCUACCGAGGCGCUCAGUACAUUUGGAUUUAUUUAUGGUACAUUUCCAACAGCACCAACAGUAUAUGUUUAUGCAACAUUAUUUAAUUCAAACCAAGCUCUUAUUGCUACAGGUUUAUUGGUUGGUACUUUUCUGUCUGCUCCAUUGAUGUUUAUUUCUGCCACCAUGGAGGCCUUACCCGUGAACAAUCCUGCUGAGUAUGAGAGUCUAGUGGCCGAGGCAUCGCUGUAUAUCAGUAUUAUUGGCAUUGGAUGCUGUAUUUGGGUAUUGGGUAUUUUCCUCAUCAGCAGAAGAUCCACAUGGAUUCCACACAACUUUACAGUUAAUCUUGUCUUAGCUCAGUUGGUAGCUUGCAUCGGUGUUAUACUUUACCGAUUCUGUGAUGACAGAAAACCAUGGCAACAUUAUAUUCAAUUUAUAGCCUUUCUAUUGGGCGUGUUGGGGUCAAGGUGCUGGACGUCCAUGAUUGCGUUAGCAUUAUGUUUGCUACGAUGUAAAAGCAUGUGUUUUGUUCUACGAUAUAAAGGCUUCUUUUACGUCUAUGGAUGGGGAAUGACAUCAAUAUGCGUUGCUAUAUUGUUGGUUGUUAGUACAUCUCAGGAUAAGAUUGAAGUGGAUCCGGUAUUCCAAUAUGGUAAUUUACAGGUUGUCAUGUCAAUAGUCAUUUUGAUCUCAAAUAUUGUCAUAGUAACUGCUUCCUUGGUGAUUUUACAAAGAAAUGACAGGUUUCAGAAUAAUGAGUAUUUACGUGUCAGUGGUGUCGACAGCGGUAUUGAUAACGAUAACACUGUUGGACUAAUGGAAGAUGAAGAUGAAGAAGAGGACCAAUCAGAUUCUAGAAACAGAGGGUCAGGUGAUGCAGACAUCCUUUGCACUGAAAAUGGUGCUGUCAACGUAGUAGAUAUAGAAAACAUAUCAGAGAACACCUGUAAGCACAUUUCCAGAUGUACUGAGCAUAAACAAAGAAAAUGUCGCAUGAUGUUGAAUAAAUAUGAGAGUCGAGCUAAUGAAUUGAGUAUGGAGAAUGAUGAGAUACUAUCAGCAUUACAGAGACAUCAAUUAGUUCGACAUAUUGUCUUAUUGUUAUUGCUGUUAUUGUCCAUGUUUAUUGGGUUAUUUCUGUGUAUGUGGAGGUUGUUUAAUGACAGCAAGUCUGGAAUCUAUGUAGAAUUGGAAUUCUUGGACAGCGUGUUCUCUUUUGGUCAGAGUUUCUUUGUCCUGGCGUGUUUUGGAUUUGAUACACAGUAUGUUAUAAUGCCUUUCAUGAAAAAGAUGUCUAUAGAAUUAGACUAUGCCAUAGCAUUGCUAAAACAUAGAUGGCGGAAAUUCUGGUAUGGAGUUGAACACGUGCAGCUGCCCGAGAAAAGAGAUUUGGAUCAAGAGACCAAAUUUACCUGUGAACAGUUUAAUAUGUACCACAAAGACAGAUGUAAACAAGAGUUAGUACAUGAUUUGAGGUACCAUUUACGUGUUUACAAAGGAGUAUUUCGAGGCAGCGCAUUUGUUGAUUGGUUACUUGAAGUAGGAUUGGCCAAAGACCGAUCUGACGCAGGGAAAUAUGGAAACCGUCUCUUACUAGGACGCGUUAUUGAACAUGUAAAACAAGAACAUCAUUUCCAUGACAGAUCUUACUUUUAUCGUUUUGUUAAACUUGAUGAGUAUGAAUAA
Saccoglossus kowalevskii is the source of this 2583-nucleotide messenger RNA. RefSeq names its product lysosomal cholesterol signaling protein-like. The record is from RefSeq and is a predicted model, not a curated record. Gene Ontology annotation, cellular component: membrane. Gene Ontology annotation, biological process: negative regulation of BMP signaling pathway; intracellular signal transduction; transmembrane transport. NCBI's taxonomy places the organism in Eukaryota, Metazoa, Hemichordata, Enteropneusta, Harrimaniidae.